GUGUGGGGCCUACUUCCGUUACCUUUUUCGUGUCAAAGGCCACUGUGUUGAUUUACGGAAGUAGGAUUGAACUACGGCUGCAAGCCUGAUCCACCUGGUAAUUCGAGAAGGGUCGAGGACUAGUAGUAAGAGUUUCUCAUUUUGGUCUUAGUUCCCGGUUGUGCUGACAUUUCCCUUUCUCGAUUCAUACUGCUGGAUAUGUAGCAGACGGUAGAGUGGGCCAGAAAGGGUCGGUGGACACUUCACGAGAACGGUCGCCAUCAUGGGAAAGGCUGCUGUAAUUGUGCGGGACUUGUUUUCUGUACUGUUGGUCAUACAGCAUGUGUCAAACGGAGCGCUGAUGCCGGGAGUUAGAACCACCCAACCGACUACCGCGCAUGCAAGAGGCCUGUACAGUACUGAUCCCAACUUGCAUAAAGAGGCAACUGUAAACAGUGGAACUCCGGGAGAGAAGGCUGUUCAAAUACGUGCAGAGAGGCCCACCGUCACCGCUACACCACACGACUGUCUGGCGCACCCGGACUUUAACAUCACCGUAAUCUGCAAGACACAAGGAGUUCCGAAACCUACCAUUGAAUGGCGAUUUCUGAACGAUUCCGGUCUAUACAAUUGGAGUCCGGACAUGGCUUCGGCUUGUCAUGUACGGAAUGACGGAACGUUAGAAAUUACAGGAGCCUUAGCUGCCAGUUUUGACUGGUUCGUCUGUGUGGCCAGUAACAGUGCAGGGGCCGCCAUGACAGUCGUCAAGGUCACUCCGGACAUUAGCAAGCACUCUCACAAAACCAGAAUGUAUAGCGAAGAGGUAUUCCUGAUAGCCAUAGUAGCCACGUAUUUUGUCACGUUAUGUUCGAGUUACAGUCUUUACCGACUCUGUAGACGGAAGAAGAAAACCAAGUCGGGUACAGAACAUGCUGGACAACAAACUGAAAAUCCGCCAAGGCAAACUGUACCCAACAUUCCGCGGAGUCUCCUACCUAUGGACGGUAUGAGGAGCGCCAGCUUGUACAGCAUAUUGGACGUGGAGAGUAGCUUUUAAACAAUUUAAGCAUCGUCCUUUAUAUAUGGACGCUAAAUAAUUUUGCCAAUCCUUAUUGCCACAUAAUCAAGUUAUCGCAGUUUCUAGCUGGAGAUUCAAAGUGGGCAUAAAUAGUGUGAUAUUAUUGAUGUUUACCGAAGGAAAACAUAUUGUUUUUGCUCUGUUUCCUCUUCUUCUUCCGUUCCAAAC
This is a messenger RNA of Branchiostoma belcheri (Belcher's lancelet), 1225 nucleotides long. Its product is annotated as hemicentin-2-like. The coding region runs from base 263 to 1036 and encodes 257 amino acids. The transcript has 2 exons. The record is from RefSeq and is a predicted model, not a curated record. Lineage: Eukaryota; Metazoa; Chordata; Leptocardii; Amphioxiformes; Branchiostomatidae.